CUUUAAAACUCGGAGAUGUUAGCGCCAUUGAUUCUUCUGCUUUCGUCGGCAGGCUUUACUCACUCAGCUCUUCACAAGACUGUGUAUGCUGGUGGAUAUAAGCUCAGUUAUUGGGCGGGAGGGGAGGAUUAUGCUAGCUGGUGUAAAUCGAGGGAGUUAUGCACGGCACAUGACAGUUUCUUGGCAAUGCCAAAGACGGCAACACUAGAGACAGCAAUUGAAGAGAUUGUGCCAACAAACGGAUAUACUUGGAUUGGUGCAACAGACGCGGUUGCAGAAGAUUAUUACAGAUGGAGUGAUGGAACUGCAGUCGACGAUUAUUAUACAGAUUGGCAACCUGGUCAACCAGACCAAUUUACAAAUUAUGAAGAUUGUCUUGAAAUUCGAUAUUACUCGUCUUUGGCCUGGAAUGACCGUGCAUGCGAAAGUAGGAACGGACAUGUCUGCCAGCAAUCUCAAUCUAAAGAAGUGGCUUCCCAAAACAGUGUGCUGACAUUCAGCGACGCCUCCGGAAAUCUAGACUCACGAGCAACAUUCUUGGAAGCUCGGAAAGCCUGCGAAAAUAACGGAAUGCGAUUGGCACGUGUGGAUGAGAAGAAGGAAUAUGAAACACUGAAACAAAAACUACGAGGAAACCCUGAGGUCAAAUAUUGGAUCGAGACGGAAUUUGCUGAUUGUGUGUACAUGAGCUACAUAAACAGUUUGAAGGCAUCGGAUUGCAUGGACUUGAAGCUGCCUUUCAUAUGUGAAGAAAUUUCUCCAUGGGCCGUAACGUUAUCCAGCGAAUCAGCAGAACUUCAAGAAGAAGAAAAUCUCAAAAUCGACUGCACCGCCAAAGGGUUCCCUCUUCCCGUUGUCAGUUGGUAUAAGGAUGAAGAAUUACUCACGAAUGACAGCAAUGAACGUGUACAUCAAUCUAUUGAAUCGGCAAGUUCUACUCUCGUGAUUAACAAUUCUCAUCUCACUGACGCGGGAAGAUAUCGAUGCUUCGCCACCAACGCAGCGAUCAACUUUGAGCUGAACGUUUUGGCUUUUGUGGAUUUGAAAGUGAAUCCCAAAGGAGUUGAAUUUCAAAAAGUUGAGGAGAAGACUCCUGAUUUCUUUGCCGAGGUUCAAAAACUGAAGGAAAAAUAGAAACAAACUUCAGAAGUUUAAAAUGGACCAGCUCAGCGGUGGCCGCAAUUUUAUCCUGAUAAAUUCGAAACGUUGGAUUGAUUGACUAAUUUUAAAUUAUUUGCUCAGUGGUGGUUUGAAAAAUUGCCGAACUUGAUGUAUUUAUUUAAUUGGGUAUUUCUUUAAUAUAAAUAAAUAUAUAUAUAUUUAUAUAUCAAUA
Molecule: messenger RNA, 1333 nt
Organism: Styela clava
Lineage: Eukaryota; Metazoa; Chordata; Ascidiacea; Stolidobranchia; Styelidae
Source: RefSeq, a predicted model, not a curated record